Messenger RNA from Sphaeramia orbicularis (orbiculate cardinalfish), 3945 nucleotides. RefSeq names its product BOC cell adhesion associated, oncogene regulated (gene boc). Gene Ontology annotation, biological process: axon guidance; cell-cell adhesion; nervous system development. Gene Ontology annotation, cellular component: axon. The transcript is spliced from 18 exons. Bases 238 to 3390 code for a protein of 1050 amino acids. Gene Ontology annotation, molecular function: protein binding. Lineage: Eukaryota; Metazoa; Chordata; Actinopteri; Kurtiformes; Apogonidae. The record is from RefSeq and is a predicted model, not a curated record.
UUUGAGAGCGCAGUCAUCCAAAAACGGCCUUUCAAUGUGAGAACUUGGGGAGCCGAAGAAAAUGUCGGUGGCAUCGCAGUAAAUUACUAAAGCAGUAAGGCUUUAGAGGGAAAAGACAAGUUAAAAGUGUUGUUUUUGGGACUAAAACUCAACGCAGAAGACGCAAAAGUGAAGAUCGGUUGGUUAAAACAAGGUGUGAGCACCAAAUAGAGCAGUUUUGAGGGUAGUGUAUGGAAGAUGUCUGGAAAGCGAGACUGGACUCCGUGGAUGAAAAAGAGAAGAGCUCCAGUGUUGUGCGCUCUGGGUGCAGUUCUGCUCUGCUGCCUGCAGAGCGCCGCCUCUGUUUCUGACGAGGUGCCCGUGUUCACUGAGGAGCCUGUGUCCGUGGUGCAGAAGUUGGGGGGCAGCGUGAACCUUCGCUGCAGCGCCCGGCCUACCUCUGCCAACAUCAGCUGGCGCCUCAACGGUCAGGAGGUGGUGGACGGACACCUGGGGGUGGUGCUGGGGCCCAACAGCCUGUUCAUCCCCACUCUCUCCAAUGUGACUCUGGGCCGAUACCAGUGUGUGGCCAGCACCGCUGUUGGCGCUCUGGCCAGUGUUCCUGCGAACGUCACUGCAGCCAAGCUGCGGGACUUCGAGCCUGAUGACCAGCAGGAGAUCGAGGUCGAUGAAGGCAACACGGCUGUUAUUGAAUGUCACCUCCCGGAAAGCCAGCCCAAGGCUCAGGUCCGCUACAGUGUCAAACAGGAAUGGUUGGAGACGUCCAAAGGGAACUACCUCAUCAUGCCAUCAGGGAACCUGCAGAUAGCCAACGCCACGCAGGAGGAUGAGGGGCCGUACAAGUGUGCUGCUUAUAACCCCAUCACUCAGGAGGUCAAAACCUCCACUUCUGCGGACCGCCUACGCAUCCGACGUUCCACAUCAGAAGCAGCUCGGAUUAUUUACCCGCCGGCGUCUCGUUCCAUCAUGGUGACGAAAGGCCAGCGGCUGGUGCUGGAGUGUGUUGCCAGUGGCAUCCCUACGCCGCAGGUCACAUGGGCAAAAGAUGGGCAGGACCUACGUUCCCAUAACAACACACGCUUCCUGCUCAGCAACCUGCUGAUCGAUGCAGUGGGCGAAGGUGACUCUGGGACGUACAUCUGCCGAGCUGACAACGGCAUCAGCUCGGCCGGCUCUGCUACGGUGCUUUAUGACGUACAAGUGUUCGAGCCUCCUCAGGUGACUGUGGAGCUGCAGCAGCAGGAGGUCAUGUAUGGAGAGACGGUGCGUUUCACCUGCCAGGCAAGGGGUAAACCCACCCCCUCAGUGAUGUGGCUCCACAACGCCCAGCCCCUCGCCCCGUCUCCUCGCCACCGCUUGACCUCCCGUAUGCUUCGUGUCUUCAACGUGGGGCCUCAGGAUGACGGACUGUACCAAUGCAUGGCUGAGAACGGGGUGGGCAGCUCGCAGGCCUCGGCGCGUCUCAUCACAGUCUCAACCGGGAUUCCGUCCAGGGGUAAACUACCCUCCAUCUUUCGGCCACUCAGCCCAGACAAGGUGCUGAGAGAGCAGCCCCCUGUGAGGCCUGGAGCCACGGGGGCCAUGUUGCCUCUGGACUGCUCUGAGCUCCCGGGACAGAUCCUGCCCGCAGAAGCCCCCAUCAUACUUAGUCAGCCACGUACAGGCAAGGCUGACUACUACGAACUCACCUGGAGGCCUCGGCAUGAGAGAGGAGCUCCAGUGUUGGAGUAUAUGGUUAAAUACAGAAAGGUGGGGGACCCUCUUGCAGAGUGGACCUCCAGCAGUAUCUCAGGUUCUCUUCAUAAACUGACCCUGGCUAAGCUGCAACCAGACAGUCUGUAUGAGGUGGAGAUGGCUGCCAAGAACUGUGCCGGAUUGGGACAACCCGCAAUGAUGACCUUCAGGACUGGGAAAGGUCGUAAAGGUCUCGGAGGGCAAAAUGAUCCACCGAAAACCCCCGCUGUUCCUUCACCAAGCCUUUCUCCUCCCGAGGCUCCUGACAAGCCCACAGUUUCCACGGCAACAGAGACUUCAGCAUAUGUGACUUGGAUUCCGCGUGGUAACCGUGGCUUUCCCAUCCAGUCAUUUCGGGUAGAGUAUAAGAAGGUGAGGAAGGCGGGAGAGGACUGGGUGACAGCAGUGGAAAACAUCCCUCCAUCGCGGCUCUCUGUGGAGAUCACUGGUCUGGAGAAAGGUACGUCAUAUAAGUUUCGUGUGGUGGCGGUGAAUGUGAUUGGUUCCAGUCCUCCCAGUGCCCCCUCAAAAGCAUACACAGUGGUUGGUGGACGUACUCAUGAACGCCCUGUUGAUGGACCUUACAUCACCUACAAUGAGGCCAUCAAUGAGACGACUAUCAUUCUAAAAUGGACAUACACCCCUGUAAACAACACGCCCAUCUAUGGUUUCUAUAUCCACUACCGGCCGACAGACAGUGAUAAUGAUAGUGACUACAAGAAGGAUGUGGUGGAAGGAGACAGAUACUGGCAUUCAAUCACUGACCUGCAGCCUGAAACCUCUUACGACAUCAAGAUGCAGAGCUUCAAUGAGAAGGGAGAGAGCGAAUUCGGCAAUGUCGUAAUCAUGGAAACUAAAGCCUCUCCCAAUGCCCACCGGCCAGCUCCAUCAGAUACCCCUGUCCACCCAAGGAGGGACACCAACGUACUGGUGCCUCGGCCUGGCGAUCUGCCCUACCUCAUAGUUGGUAUCGUCUUGGGAACAUUUGUCUUCAUCAUUGUUGCCUUCAUUCCCUUCUGCUUGUGGAGGGCUUGGGCCAAACAGAAGCAAACGUCUGACCCCUGUUUCCCUGCUGUGGCCACACCCGUGUCUUCGUGCCAGUACACCAUGGUUCCCCUGCAUGGACUUGCUCUGGUCGGCCAGUGCCCGCUGGACGCCCACAUGGCCACUCCACAUGGUGUUUACCCUGCUAAUGGAGAAUACACUCCGAAUGGCAAACCCCAUCAUGCUACACACUGUUUACCAGGACUGCAGCAGGAGGAAGUUGACUGUGAUAUGGAGUGUGACACAUUGUUGCCACAGUCAGUGUCAAAUGGACACCUACCUGUUUAUCACUGCUCCACGAGCAGUCCUGACCCACAGCGCUGUUGCCCCGCUGACGACUCCACUCUCCAGCUCCUCAGCUCAUCACAUCAGCCAAUCACUUCACAGGAUUUAGAAGAUAACAGCACCUUCUCUGGUGGGAACAAAACUGGGGAUGGCGCCUUUAAAAAAACAGCGUCCUUUCCACUUCUGUCUCUAGAAGAUGAAGGGAUAUUCAUCACAUCAUCAACAGCUACAACACCACAAUCCCAAGAUACGAUACAGGAAGUGAACAUCCUUCCAAAUGAAGCGUCCCUUGAGGAUGAGGGGACGGCCAACACAACAGAUGCAUAAUAGACUGUUAAACAGAAAAAAACAAGAGAAAAUAUUUAUUUUUGUAUCACAGAUAUUUAUAUAUUUAUGUUUUGUACAUAAAUGUUUAUUGUACUGUAUAUAUGGCUAUUUUCAUAUUGAAAAAAGACUCUUAUUCAGACAUCCUGUUCAGUAUGUCAUGGACAAAGGGAGUGCCGUGUUGUGAUGCUGGACUCUAUCUGCAUUUCUCAUGAGAUGAUGUUCUUUAUGUGAAGACCAGUCAGGGCCUCUCAGUUCAGCACUUCAUAUGUAGACGCUCCUCACUCCUCAUGCCAUUCCUUUAAAGCAUCCUCCCUUCUGAAUAUUUGGACCUUAGGUACUUGGCUUUAUGUACACCACAAAGGGACCGUUCAAAAAAAAAAAGUGAUGCUGUAAUUAUGAGAUGCUUCACUACAGUUUAUGUCUGUUGCUUUAUCAUGUUUUCAAGUUACAACUGCCCGUCUGUCAUUUUGUAUAGUGGUAACACAAAUGUAUUAUGCAUUGUUCAUCAUUAACAUACUAUUAACAAGUGUAUGCAGCAUAAAUCAUUCUGUUUCA